AAUGGACAAGAAAGAGUUUUCCAUUGCAAUGUACUUGAUAAAAAAGAAAUUGAAUGGCACCGAACUGCCUCCUAAACUACCUGUUUCGCUGACUUUUGAUCCCUCACCCUCAUUCCAAAAGGAUACAACCGGACACUUCUCACCACAAGCUGGAAGGUUCACUCCUAUGGGUUUCCAAACUUUGGGAAGGUCAAGUCCCAAUUUACAUAACGUAUUUGCUCCUUCGAUACAACCUGCAAUACCUAGCCCAUUCAUAGUUCAAGGUGGAAUACUAACAAGUAGCCCAACGAUUACACCUCCUUCUGGACCCCCUUCUGGACCCCCUCCAGCUACUCUGAUAUCUCCAUCGGAAUGGCCAAUUAGUCAAAAACUAAAAUUUAAGCAGCAGUUCAAUGGUCAUGAUAGACAAAAAAGAGGUUACUUGAAUGGGCAGGAAGCGAGAAUGAUACUUAGUCAAACUGGAUUAGCUCCAAGUAUUUUAGCAAACAUUUGGAACUUGGCAGACGUUGAUAAAGACGGAAAAUUAACGUCAGAGGAAUUUUGUGUUGCUAUGCAUUUGGUGGAUAUAUCAAAGAGCGGUGGAGCUUUACCUUCCCUAUUACCCCCGGAAUUAAUUCCUCCAUCCUAUAGGCAAAAGAUGCAGCAACUUAGCGGCAGCGACCAAUCUGCUCCAGCAGGCUCACCCGGUAAAGGAGAUAAUUCUCUCUUUGCUCGAUCUUUUGAAGAUAAACGACGACAAAACUUUGAACGCGGAGCUGAAGAAUUAGAGAAAAGGCGAGCAGCUCUUCGUGAACAAAUGCAAAUGGAGAAUGAAAAGCGUGAAGCUGCAGAAAGGGCAGAGCGUGAAAGAAUCGAACGUGCAAGAUUGGAAGCGGAGAGGAAGAAAAUGGAAGAGAUUGAAAGGCAUCAACAAAUGCAGCGACAACUAGAGCUUGAAAGAGAAGAGGCUAGGCGGAAGGCUAUCGAACAACGUGAAGCGGCUAGAAAGGAGUUGGAAAGACAAAGACAAAUGGAAUGGCAAAGACAGAGAACGGAGCAACUUCUUACAGAGAAAUUACAACAAAAAGCCGCACUAGAACAACUCCAGGCUCAUAUUGCUAAUGUCAAUCUGGAAUUAGAGAGUAUUGAAGCUAGGAAGAUGGAAACUAGAGUAAAGACAGAGGCAGCCAACAAUUCUAUUCAAAUUGUUACGAGCAAUAUUGACGAGAUGAGGCAAUAUAGGGAUAAUACGGUCAGAGAAAUUGACACCCUGCAGAAUGAAACUUUUGUGCUUAAGGAGCGGCUACAAAACUUACAAGCGCAGCGAUAUUCCUUACAAAGUCAUGUGACCGUACAAAAAGGUUCCUUGCAAGAAGGCAUAAUUAACCUUCAAAAGAGCAUAGAUGAUAAAUCAAGGAUCGUAGAUUCACUUCGACAGCAAUACCAGUCAGUCCAGAAGGAGACCCUUGAACAGAAACAAGAAGUAGAAGGGAAAGAAAAUGAUCUGAGAGCUAAGCAAGCGGAGUGUGAUGGCUAUAGGAAAACUGUUAAUCAAAUGAAAGAUGAAGUUGAAAUUAAAGAGUUAGAAUGGAAAAACCAACUUGACAAAAAUAAGUUAAAAAAUAAUUGGUCAAAUGGAGAUUCUUCUUGGUCUAAAGCAUCUGGCAAGAAGUCUAAUGAUUUCAACGCCUUUGGUUAUUUUGCCCCAAAUGAAGUAAAAGUCGAAAAGAAACCAAGUGGCUUUGAAGCUCUAAAUAAUCUACAUACAAAAGAAGACGUAUUUUCAAAACCUUCGGAUGCUUUUGGAGAUUUUGGUGCUUUUGAUUCAAGUGAAGCUACAUUUGAUAAGACUAACAAUACCUUUGAGCCUUUUGCUGAUUUUGAUUCAAAAAAAGAAACUUCCAAUAAAAUUGCAGAUGCUUUUGUACCAUUUCCAGAUUAUGAUUCUAAAGAAGCUACUACUGAUCAAAAGAUUAAUGUUUUUGAGGCUUUUGGUACUCGUGAUUCAAAUGAAGCUCCAAGAAACUCAUCCACUCCUCGAUCGUAUAGAGUUAUCCAUACAUUUGAAGCUAGAGAGUCCGACGAAUUGACUCUUCAAGCCGAUGAAAUUGUAACGGCCGAUGACAAUAUGCAGCAAGGAGUCGAACCUGCAUGGAUCAAAGGAACAAAUUCUCGAGGACAAAUCGGAAUCUUUCCAAAAGAUUUUGUUGAAUUGAUAGAAGAACCACGAGAAUCUUUCUCUGAGUUUGGAUCAGCUUUUUCUGAUAAUUUUACGAGAAAACUAAGCUUUGAUAACAAUGUGAAAAGUAUUUCUAUUGAUAAGUCAGCGACAACCAUAACUGAACAAGAGACAAAAUCGCGAUGCCAAGCUACGUACAGUUAUUCUAGUGAGGUUGAUGGUGAUUUAGCAUUUUCGGAGGGAGAGAUUAUUAUUGUAACCAAAGAAAAUGGAGAAUGGUGGAGCGGCUAUAAAGAAUCCGAUCCAAGCAAGUCAGGCGUCUUUCCGUACAACUAUGUACAGCCUAUUGAAGAAGAGCCGACAUUGUAUGAAAAUGCCGAAAAUCAUUUAACUCAGGAUCCAGAAGUUAGCAAAUUGUCAGCCGAUGGACUAAAUAAUAAAAAGCAAAUAGUCUGUGCUAUUGCACCUUUUAAAGCCCAAGGAGUUGAGCAGUUAUCCUUCGAAAUUGGACAAUUAAUUCAAGUUCGAAAGCAAUCCCCUUCUGGUUGGUGGGAAGGUGAAAUAUUGGGAACUGAUUCCAAAAAUCGAAAAAUCGGAUGGUUUCCGGCAACGUAUGUCAACAUACAGUCUAACAACGUUGCGGGCGUGAGAUCACCUUCCUCAUUGAGUUCGCGAGAACCUACCCCCGCACCGCAUCCAAUUCCGGUUGAAAAUCCCCCAUUAGCACCAACCACCGCCGUAGUACUAUACGAUUACGUACCUCGGCAAGGAGAUGAGUUAGAGUUAUCUGAGAAUUCCGUCAUUCGAAUAAUUGAAAAGUUAGACUCUGAUUGGUGGAAAGGCGAAUCAAAUGGGAAAAUUGGUUUAUUCCCGUCUAAUUAUGUUAAAGAACAAAACUCUUCAGAAGCUUAUGGUCAACAGGACGAAAUAUCUCGACAAAAGAUUAUUAAGGAAAUGCUAUCUAGUGAAGAGACUCAUUUACAAGAUCUAAACGGUGUUGUUGAAACAUUUAUUGAACCCCUAAGAGCAGUAAUGACGGAGGAAGACGAAAAACUUCUGUUUGUUAAUUGGCCACAGUUGAUUGUUUGUAGUACAAAGCUUGUACAAGCUUUCAGAGUAAGGGAGACAAUGAGCAAGGAUAGAAAUUCUGUCUUAUUUAUAGCUGAUGUAUUAUGCGAAAAAUUCCAGCACAUGCAACCUUACGUUCGUUACUGUUCCUGUCAAUUGCGGUCAAGGGCACAUCUGCAAAAGUUAACAAAUUCGAACUCAAAAUUUGCUCAACUGCUUCACGAAUUGGAGAUGAAACAACAGAACAUGAGCAUUGAAAGUUUCCUACUUAAACCGAUGCAGAGAGUAACUAGAUAUCCAUUACUUAUUAAACGUUUAAUUAGCGCGACAGAACCAAAACAUGGCGAAUAUAAUCAAUUAACUGAAGCUUUGAUAGCAGCCAACGAAUUAUGUACAAGUGUUAAUCAAGCUGUUAAGGAGCAAGACAAUUCCGAUAAACUAGAAUGGAUUGAGGAAAAAGUAGAUCUAUUAAAUGUUAAGUUUUCAUUUAAUUCGGCCACAAAUUGCCUUGGACCAAGAAAAUUUUGCUAUUCUGGUUCAUUAUUUAAGACUAAAAGCGGCAAGGAAUUAGUUGGAUUUUUAUUUAAUGACUUUUUCCUAUUAACAACGCCACAUAAAAGUCUGGGAACUGGCGUUACAUCAAUUUUCUCAUUCGAUACUAAAGAUUUAACAGAGAACAACUCAUUUAAAAUGUAUAAAAAUCCUUUAAUGCUAAACGAAGUUCACGUUAGUGCUGGAGAAGAACUUAACACAUUUAGCGUCAGUAAUUCAGAUUAUGCCUUUUCCUUGAAAGCUAUAUCCAACGUUGAAAGAGAUAAAUGGGUUUCAAAUAUCAAAGAAGCAUCAGAUCAUUAUAAAUAUACUGAAAAAAGGAAAAAAGAAAGAACUCAUUCAAUACGAAGAGCCCCAGCACUCGGAAGAGUACUGAUAAGAAUUAUUGAAGCAAUUGAUUUAUGUCCAGGACCAAAUGGCCGCUGCGACCCUUACUGCGAAAUGUCCAUGGGAUCUCACGAACAACGAACCAAAGUUGUACAUAACAGCACUAAUCCUAAAUGGAAUAAAAGCAUGCAGGUCGAAGUUCGAGAUUUAAAAAAUGAUAAACUGUGCUUUUCUCUAUACGAUUGCGAUCCUUUUGCCCCAAAUGCUCUAUUAGGGAGAACAGAAGUGAGAGCUAGUGACCUGCUUCCUGACGACCAUUUCGCCUCAACCAGAACACCAGGUGCUGUACAACAAAAACUAAAACUCCUCGAGGCAGUUUCAGGAGAAUUAGUAGUCAAAUUAGACCUGCAGCUCUAUUCACAAAGUUAG
Messenger RNA from Dimorphilus gyrociliatus, 4534 nucleotides. NCBI's taxonomy places the organism in Eukaryota, Metazoa, Annelida, Polychaeta, Dinophilidae. The record is from the annotation of a GenBank genome assembly.